Molecule: messenger RNA, 930 nt
Organism: Didymosphaeria variabile
Lineage: Eukaryota; Fungi; Ascomycota; Dothideomycetes; Pleosporales; Didymosphaeriaceae
Exons: 3
Coding region: 1-930 (309 amino acids)
Cellular component (GO): cytoplasm
Molecular function (GO): aldehyde-lyase activity
Source: RefSeq, a predicted model, not a curated record
AUGAGCGGAGAAGAGGCACCUUUCGUCCCAUUCAGCCAGCAGCCUGACUUGCACACCCCGGCACCGUACCGUGCUGCCCAAUUGACCUAUCCCGCCAACCUACGACAGGCCCUUAAAGAUGCCCAGGCGGACAAGAGCAAGACGCUGCUUGGUGUUGCGCAGGGCAUUCCCAACGUCUUUGUAACCAAGAUCCUCGCAUCGACUAAGCCUGACUUCAUCUGGCUUGAUGUGCAGCAUGGCAUCUUUGACCGAUUGACGCUGUUUGACGCUGUGCACGCCGCCCAAGCUCACUCCGAAGGCAAAGCCGCCGUCGUCGUCCGCGUCCCCAAACACGAUGAAGUCUCCCUCAUCACCGCUCUCGACGCAGGCGCCUCGGGCAUCGUCGUCCCCGAUGUCGAAUCCGCCCAAGACGUCAAAGAUUUCAUCCAGAAGAUCUACUACGCGCCCAUCGGCAAGCGCUCUUUCUCUCCCUGGAUCUUCACCCCGGGCGUCUCGGACGCGUCCCUCUACCCUGGUGACCAGUUCAACAUCGCCACGUCGAAUCGUCACAUUUGCGUUAUCCCCCAGGUCGAGACUGUAAAGGGUAUCGAGAAUCUCGAGGAGAUUGCUGCGGUGCCGGGGAUCCAUGGACUCAUGUUUGGUCCUGGUGACUUCAUGAUAAGUGCGGGCUUGCCGCUCAAGCUGGGUGGUGAGCCACACCCGACGUUUGUGGCUGCGAUGACGAAGCUGGUUACUGCGGCGAAGACGAAUGGGUUGGCGCUGUUUGGUGCUGCACAAGCGCCAGAGAUGGUUCCCAUGCUGAUUCAGCAAGGAUACCAAGGUAUUGCUGUGGCUUUCGAUUACUGGGGCUUGGCUGGUUUGGUCAAGGACUCGCUGAAGAAGGGGGCGGAAUAUGUGAAGCAGGCGGCUGCUGGGUCCGAGACGCCGUGA